GGGUCGGGCGGUGGAGUUGGCCUUAGCACGUCACGCGCUACGGUCGUUCGGGCUUGCUCCCGUUCUGCUGUCCAGCCCGCCUGCGUCGUCUCGCCGCCUUCCAUUCGAGCGUCCUCUUUUUAGUUCGCAUUCGCACCCCACAAAGGGUAAACAAAUUCCCCAAUCCCCCACGCUUUUCUGCUCCGCCACCUCUAAAUCCGACUAAUCGAGGCGACUUCUUGGAGAGAUUGUGUGAUUAUUUUUGGCUGGAUUGGAGCGUGGAAUAAGAUGGACGAAUUCGAGCUGGAGGAUAACCUAGAGUUCAUCCUCCAGAGCAUCCAGGAGCUCAUAGAGGAUCAGGGGGAGAACAAUCCCUUCGGCGAGGUCAACCAGAAUGAGCUCCUCGCCAACCUCGUCAACUAUGACCAGGACAACUUGAUGCCGGACGUGUCCGUGGAGGACGUAGUGAACGGGAAGGACGUGCAGGGGAUUCCGUGGGAAAAGAUGCUGUUCCCGAGGGAUCAGUACCGGGAGAUGAAGAUGAAGGGCUACAAGAACUAUCAGAACCUCAGUUAUGCCCGGGAGGAUGCUUUGCAGGAUUGCAAACAAGUUGAGAGGGACGGCCCUUACUACGAUUUUCAGUACAACACGAGGCGUGCGCGACUGUCAAUUGUGCAUUUUCAGCAUCUACUUCAACUAGGGGGAGUUGACGCGCUCCGCCGCACUGAAAAAUCAGGGUCUCGCACAAGUGAUUCAUUUGGAGCCGUGUUUUAUUCCUUGUAUGGUUACAUCAACAAUAUGCAAUCAAAGCUGAACCAGGAUGGAAAAUUGAGGAAUUUGGUCUGGGCAACAACCAAGCAUGAUGUUUAUACAGUACACAAUCAAUCAAUGACACACUGGUCAUCACUAAACCAGAUAAGCACUGAGCUAAUCAAUGGUGAUGAUUGCAUUAUACCAAAACAGAGAGGGCAUGGUUCACAAUCUGUCUCAAUGGUCCAGUUCACAACUAUGGCUGUAGAUAAUGAUUUAUUGGUAGUUGGUGGUUUCCAUGGAGAGCUUAUAUGCAAGCGUCUGGAGGAUGAUGGGAUAGUUUUCAGCACGAGAGUUACAGAUGAUGAGAAUGCUAUAACCAACUCUUUAGAGAUAUACCAGGAUCCCAAUGGAUCAAGACGGUUGGUGGUUGCUAAUAAUGACUGCUCUGUCAGAAUUUUUGAUACCAAGUAUUUUGACCUACUUAAUCACUAUGUUUUCCCAUGGUCUGUGAAUAGUGUUUCGGUUAACCCUGAUGGAACACUUUUUGCUGUCCUUGGUGAUCACGAGGAUGGCUUGGUAGUGGAUCCCAAGUGUGGGAAGCCGAUUGGUAAAGUUAGAGGCCAUUUGGAUUACUCAUUCUCAUCUGCGUGGCACCCAGAUGGCAAUAUAUUGGCUACCGGGAGUCAAGACACAACAUGUCGGCUGUGGGACAUUAGAAACCUAUCACAAUCCUUGGCUGUCCUUGGUGGAAGGCUAGGCUCAAUACGUUGCAUCAAAUUCUCUUCAGAUGGCCGCUUUUUGGCAACAGCAGAGCCUAUAGAUUUCGUUCACAUCUAUGAUUGUUUUGCCGAUUAUGGCAAAUCUCAUGAGAUUGACUUUUUUGGUGAAAUAGCUGGUUUGUCAUUCAGCCCAGACACAGAGGCCUUCUAUAUUGGCGUAGCAGACCAAACAUAUGGAGGCCUCAUGGAGUUCAAGAGGAGGCACCAGCAUCAUUACUUGAACUGCCUGUGGUGAUGCCUUUUGGUUAGCACAGUUUGCUUUUGCAGUUCCUUUAUUCGCGACUGAUUGAUCGUUUGACUGUGCUGCAAAAACUGCAUGGUUUUAGUCAAGGCAACCGGUGAGGAACUCAUUGGGGCAACGUGAUUAGUGAUUUGCUGCCGCACCUUAAGCUCACUCCAGAUAAAUGAGCUGGAGCUGUAUAAAUUUCUGUUCUGUCUUGUUGCUGUCUAGGAACCGACGGGGAUUGUGAUAGUUAAUGUGUAGUCUUGCAUUCCAUUUUAUCAAAUCAAUGUACAUAGUUGGGGCUUUA
Molecule: messenger RNA, 2041 nt
Organism: Aegilops tauschii subsp. strangulata
Lineage: Eukaryota; Viridiplantae; Streptophyta; Magnoliopsida; Poales; Poaceae
Molecular function (GO): protein binding
Source: RefSeq, a predicted model, not a curated record